CCGCAUUACGACUGCUGCUCAAGUGUUGCCAUAACAGGCAAGCGGCUAACGCUAAUGUUUGCUAACUAAUUAGCAGAAUAGGUGAGUGGUAUUUGUUUAAACAUUUCAUACAUUUACGUCAAAUGGUGAAAGCUGCCGGGCGUGUUAAAACAACAACAAAAUGGUGAUGGCAAGCGGGUUGUCACUCUUUUCUAUAAUUAUUUGGGCCUUGUCAGUCAGCUACUGCCCAAAACCUACCAGCUAGUCGAGCAGCUGCUAGCCUUUGUAGCUAGCCAGCGACUGUCAUAGCGUUUGUUUAUGUUGGCUGUUCGACAGCUGGUGUUAUAUUUAUAAAUUACAUAAUCUAAUUAAACUGCGUAAUUAAUAGCGUGCGGCUAUUACAAUGUGCAUUAUCUGUAUUCAGUAGACUUAAAAGCGUUUGGUUAUUUGUAUUAAAAUGUUAGCUGUGUUACGGUCUCUGUUAGCCGACUGAGUCAACUCUGAAGCGCUGAGUUUAUACGAAUUGUAUUUACAACACGAGAUUAGGUGUUUCUGUGAUCACACCAGUGGCUAUAUAAAGUCUUAGAUUAACAUAAUGUUUAUUUACCUGAUGAUUACCUUGAUUUUAGAGACGGUAGUGGAGAAACACGGAGGUAAACAGCAGGCCACAGAGAACACAGUGUCCCUGCCUUUCGUGUCGUCCAGGCCUUGUUAGUUGUUAGCAGUGUUACAGCAGGCCAAACUUUUAAUCUGGGCGGUGUUGUGUUGUGUUUUCUCUCUUCAUGACACCUUUUCUUUCAGCUGUUAAAGGUCAUUUUUAACAUUGCACCUUAGACCUUGGGUUGUCUCGUUCAAGAAACAUCUGUAUCUGUAUCAUGAGUGUCAAUAUUAAAUCAGUUCAACCAAACCCUGCAGGACACUGAUUUGUGACCAUGAUGUAAGAGGAUCCGACUUUGUCAUUAGGUCCUCAGUCUAUUUUUACUUUUUUUUUGGGGUGAUUAUAUUGCUGCAAACUACAGACUUAACUAAAGAAACAUUAGGUGGUUAAGUCUGACAUUUCUAUUAGAUGGGCUUAUGUAAGUAGUUGAGGAUUUUGAGGUUCUUUUAAAUUAUUUGUCACAUAGAGGGCCCAGAAAUGUGUUUUUCUAGUACUUAGUGACUAUUUCAUGUAGAAAAAUAAUUUGUUAUGUUAAAAAAUGAGAGGAAUCGACCGACCAACAAUAUAAUUUGAUCUCUAACUAUUUAAAAUAAAGUUUUUUUUUUAUUAACUUUGUGGGCGAAAUUGACUUACUACUUCCAGCUGGUCAAUUUUAAGAAAAUUAAAAUCUUUCAGUUUCAAGCUGUUUGUCAGACAAACCAAACAAAAGGAAGAAAUGGCAAAGGGGCUAAAUGUAACUACAAUCAGCAUUAAACAUUAUUUAAAAAAAUACAACUAAUGACUAAUUGUUUUUUUCCCAACAAAUUUUAAACCCCUUUUAAACCCUUUUAUUUGGUAUGGAUUUUUGCCUCAGAAAAGAAGUAUAUCUUUGGCCAUUUAACAGUUUCGGGAUUAGAUCUUUUUCCUUCUUGUUGUGUUUUCUCUUUCAUGUCUAGGUGUUGUUGUUGUGUGCGUGAGUGUUCCAGUCUGAAUCAUGGAACAGUGUGCAUGUGUUGAGCGGGAGCUGGAGAAAGUGCUCCAUCGUUUUGUAAUAUACGGCCACCAGUCUGAGGAGAGGCUAGACGAACUCCUGCGCAGUGUUUGUGAGAUACGAGGACAGCUAGUUGCUUUCGGAGUACAAGAUGCAGACUUAUCAGUGCUAUCUCAGACUAUGGCACAGUGUUGUAAGAAUAUCAAAGAAACAGUGCAGAUGUUAGCCUCCCGACACAAGGACAUCCAUGGCAGCGUGUCAAAAGUUGGCAAAGCCAUUGACCGGAAUUUUGAUGCAGAAAUCAGUGCUGUGGUCGCAGAGACAGUGUGGGACACACCAGAGAGACAGAAAUACCUGAGUGAAACCAUUGUGGAGCACCUGUACAGACAAGGGAUGCUCAGUGUAGCAGAGGAUCUCUGUCAGGAGUCUGGUGUAGUUAUAGAUAUGAGCAUGAAGCAGCCUUUCCUGGAGCUCAACAGAAUCCUUGAAGCACUGAGGAUGCAGGACCUCAGGCCAGCACUAGAGUGGGCGGUGACGAAUCGGCAGCGGCUUUUGGACCUGAACAGCAGUCUAGAAUUCAAGUUGCACCGCUUGUACUUCAUCUCCCUGCUCGGUGGCGGAAUCAGCAACCAAAUGGAGGCCCUGCAGUACGCCAGGCACUUCCAGCCAUUCGCCUCCCAGCAUCAGAGAGAUAUUCAGAUCUUGAUGGGCAGUCUUGUGUACCUGCGUCAUGGCAUCGAUAACUCUCCGUAUCGCAGUCUGCUGGAGACGAAUCAGUGGGCAGAGAUCUGUAACAUCUUCACCAGGGAUGCCUGUGCUUUACUUGGCCUUUCUGUAGAGUCUCCACUCAGUGUUAGUUUUGCAUCGGGCUGUAUGGCCUUGCCAGUGCUGAUGAACAUCAAGCAGGUUAUCGAGCAGAGACAGUGCAGUGGAGUCUGGACGCACAAAGACGAGCUGCCUAUCGAAAUUGACCUCGGGAAGAAGUGCUGGUACCACUCUGUGUUCGCCUGCCCGAUCCUCAGACAGCAGACCUCAGAGAGUAAUCCUCCCAUGAAGCUAAUCUGCGGACACGUCAUCUCCAGAGAUGCCCUCAACAAGCUGACUAAUGCUGGGAAGUUGAAAUGUCCAUACUGCCCCAUGGAGCAGAAUCCAUCACAUGCCAAGCAGAUCUACUUUUGAUAUCGCACACUCUCCUCCUGAGUAAGGAUGAAGUUCCCUGGAGCUCUUUGCUUUUCCAGGACCAUUUGCUCUGGCCCUUUUUCUUCUGUCCCUGGCCUCUUGGCCUAUUUCUGUAAGCAUUAAGGUUUUAUCCCAGUGCUCCUCUGGACAGCCUUGGCCACCCUUUAAACCCACCUUGGACCAUCCAACUUUGCGUAGUAUACAGAGAGAGUCCAGCGGGGAAGGUCCAACUACAACAUUGUAGUAGAGUGAGGAGUGUGUCAGUAAUGAGAACCGCCUCACAAAGAUGCACCACUGAAAAAGGAUCAUUCAUUGAAAGUCAUUUGCAAAUGCCUGGAAAGUUAUAGGCUUAUCUUUUUAAGGUGUGUUCUACUUUGUGUUUGUUUUCUUUGCUUUAGCGACUGUUUGAGUUGAAUGACUGCUUCCUUUUUUUCUUUUGUUUUUGUGACAGAAGCAGUUGAAUGGUUAUGGAUGGGUGAGUGUGGGUAUGAAUGGCAUAGAUCAGCGGUUUCUGAUUUCAGAAGGUAAUAAACUUCUAUUUAACACAAGGAAAACUACAGAGAACAAAUGGUGUUGAAGCUGUAUUAUUUGCAGGUAAAGGGACAUGUGGAGGUCUAUCUUGAAUUGAGCUCUAUUGUGACCCUGGUUACUUAAUGUUAUAAAGGCCUCACGUAGCUUGAAACUCACUGAUGGAGGAUGUUGAAUAGUAGAAAAAUUCACUCAUCAAAGGUGGAACAGCUUUUUUUCUUUUUGGACUGACUGCACCAGCAAGAUUUUCCUCAUUGUAGAUGCCAUUUGUCUUGUUCCAUGUAUGUAUUUAACAAUGACUAAAAGGAAACAAAAAAUAUAUACUACUGUGAAAUGUGCUUUGUUUCUACUUUUCAUUGCAACUGCCACAUGUAAAAUAGUCAAUUAAACUCAACAGCAAAAUACAUUUAUCAACCCCACUGGUAACUUUCGCAAUUAACGACACGACAGGUAACGACUCUGUUGUGCGAUCACGUCACACUGCCCCGCCUUGUGUACCCUAAGCUUGCACACCAUGUGAUUUGGAGAUGUAAAGUGGUGUGAUGGUAGCCGUAUGGUCUGACUUGCAGUGGCUGUAGGCUUGUGAUUCAGCUUUACUCGUCGUGGGUGGGGACGUCCUAUUAUCAUUGUGGCUGUUGUUUACUAAUAUACUUAGAAAAUGCCUCUGCUGCGUAGGUUUUUGCUUUUAUUUGAGAGCGAGUCAGAAAAGAAACAUAGAAAUCCAUACAUUUCCUCAGGGCUCAUUGUUACAGUUCAUACCACACUUUGCAGUUAGUAUUAAAGGUGUAGAUUUAUUUAAGGAACACAUUAAAACAAAGAUUACACAGAUUUUACUAUAAAGGCUGAUAGUUUGGGUGUUACAGGACUUUGUAUAUAUUAUUCAACUGGUGAUGUGUAUGCAUACACUUGGGUAAAGCGUGUCACAACGUCUAAGGCAUUUGUCUGUAGAAUACUUGUAGUGCAAGUUCCUGUUGUCCUCUUUACAAUCGUGAUGUCAACUCACACUCUAGUGAGGCUCAUUUGUUCAGCAGUGCACCAGCAUAGCUCACACAGACGAUGCAACUUCACAAUAGGUUUAAGUUCAGAGUUUAGCAAAAGCCUUUUAUCUUGGUUUCAUUUGGAAUGCGUUAAAGCACAUGUUUUGUGUGGACUUUCACUGAAUUUCCUCUGUUUUUCCUUCUUUCUUUGACAAUCAUUCAUCGCUUCUUCGAGUGAGUGUUCCUUCAGAUAGACCGCUAGCGCUUCAUACUUCUGGCAUUCAUUUUGUUGAAUGUUUUUUUUUUUUUUUCUUUCUGUUUUUGUGUGUGCAACUUUUAUUGUAAAUAUUUAUCCUCUAACAUGUUUCAUAUACUUGCAUCUGAAAUUAAAAUAAAAGUUUAUACUCCAAGGGGA
This is a messenger RNA of Labrus bergylta (ballan wrasse), 4706 nucleotides long. It is a transcript of the gene rmnd5b, whose product is annotated as required for meiotic nuclear division 5 homolog B. Gene Ontology annotation, cellular component: cytoplasm; nucleus; GID complex. Gene Ontology annotation, molecular function: ubiquitin protein ligase activity; protein binding. The record is from RefSeq and is a predicted model, not a curated record. Gene Ontology annotation, biological process: proteasome-mediated ubiquitin-dependent protein catabolic process. NCBI's taxonomy places the organism in Eukaryota, Metazoa, Chordata, Actinopteri, Labriformes, Labridae.